UGGAGGCCUGCCAAUUUCUGCCUCUUGGAGUUGGAGUACCUUCCUUUUUUCCCCUCCUCGAUAUAUAGUGGCUUGAGCUCCUCCACACACUCACAAUCCCCUCUUCUUCCUUUCUUCCUCCCUCCAGCCAUUUUCCUUUCUCCUCCCAACCUUGGUUGUGUGCUUAUCAGAAGUUUUUUGGCUGAUAAUCCAUAACCCACAUUGCCUAAUUAAUCCACUCGUAAGUGUGGAUUAGUGGGCGCUUAAGCUGCUACCCUGUACAUUAUACAUUUCUCUCUGUCUCUGUUCUUCCCCUGUUUGAGCAGAGAUAAGAGUAGCCGCCUGUUACUGCAUUUACUGAAAAAAGUGACAAAAAAAAAAAAAAAAAAAAAGAACAACCCAGUUCUGCUGUGUAAUUAUACAGAGUUAUGGAGAAGUCUGCGAGGCGCGUUUCAGCUGCUGCUCCCCUGCUUCUUCUGUUCUUACUCUGCUCUUUCCCCUCUGCUUUCGCCGGCCAUGACUACGGCCAGGCUCUCAGCAAGAGCAUUCUCUUCUUCGAAGCUCAGCGCUCUGGGUUUCUCCCCCAUAACCAGAGGGUCACUUGGAGAUCUAAUUCUGGCCUCAAUGACGGCAAAGCCAGUGGGGUAGAUCUGGUCGGAGGUUACUACGACGCCGGCGACAAUGUGAAGUUCGGCCUCCCCAUGGCGUUCACCGUCACGAUGAUGUCGUGGAGCAUUAUCGAGUACGGCAAGCAAAUGGCUGCCAGCGGCGAGCUUCGCAACGCCAUGGACGCUAUCAAGUGGGGAACCGACUACUUCAUCAAAGCUCACCCGGAACCUAAUGUUCUCUACGGAGAGGUAGGGGACGGAAACACUGACCACUACUGCUGGCAAAGGCCCGAGGACAUGACCACCGACCGCCGCGCUUACCGGAUCGACCCCAGCAAUCCCGGGUCGGAUCUCGCCGGCGAGACAGCCGCCGCGAUGGCCGCCGCCUCCAUCGUCUUCCGCCACUCCAACCCGGCCUACUCCCGCGAGCUUCUCAAUCACGCUUAUCAGCUCUUCGAUUUCGCCGACAAGCACAGAGGCAAAUACGACAGCAGCAUCACCGUCGCCCAGAAAUAUUACCGCUCCGUCAGCGGCUACAAUGAUGAAUUGCUGUGGGCUGCAGCUUGGCUCUACCAGGCUUCCAACAACCAGUACUAUCUGAACUACCUUGCAGCCAACGGCGACGCCCUCGGCGGCACCGGCUGGGGCAUGACAGAGUUCGGCUGGGAUGUCAAGUACGCCGGUGUUCAAACCCUGGUCGCCAAGUUCUUGAUGCAAGGGCGAGCCGGCCAGCACGCCGCAGUCUUCCAGAAGUACCAGCAGAAGGCAGAGUACUUCAUGUGCGGCUGCGUCGGCAAGGGAAGCAGGAACAUCCAGAAGACACCGGGGGGCUUGAUCUUCAGGCAGAGAUGGAACAACCUGCAGUUCGUCACCAGCGCGUCUUUCCUCGCCACCGUCUACUCCGAUUACCUGACUUCGGCUCGCAAGUCGCUGCAGUGCUCUGCUGGAAGUGUAUCUCCUUCGGAACUGUUUGGUUUCGCCAAGUCUCAAGUGGACUACAUUCUUGGUGACAACCCUAGGGCCACGAGCUACAUGGUUGGGUACGGCAACAACUACCCUCAGCAAGUUCACCACAGGGCGUCGUCGAUCGUGUCGUUCAAGAAGGAUCCUAGGCCGAUCAGCUGCCGUGGUGGGUACGCCACUUGGUUCAGCAAGAAAUCGAGCGACCCGAAUUUGCUUACCGGUGCCAUUGUUGGUGGUCCUGAUGCUUAUGACAAUUUCGCUGAUCAGAGGGAUAACUAUGAGCAGACUGAGCCUGCUACUUACAACAAUGCUCCUCUUUUGGGGAUUCUUGCUCGUCUUGGUGCAGGCCAUGGUGGUUACAACCAGCUCCUCCCAGAGGUUGUUGUUCCUGCUCCAAGAGCACCCACUAGAGCUCCUGCUGCCAAACCUGUUACUCCUGCUCCAGUUUCAACCUCUGCGCCUAUAUCCCUAGUCCAGAAGGUGACUGCUUCAUGGAAAUCUGAAGGGAAAACAUACUACAGAUACUCCACCAUUCUGACCAACAAGUCGCCCAAGGCAUUGAACAGUCUGAAGCUAUACAUUAACAAGCUCUACGGUCCAAUCUGGGGUUUGACGAAAUCCGGAAACUCUUAUGGCUUCCCAUCAUGGAUCAAGUCACUGCCAGCUGGGAAAAGCCUCGAGUUUGUCUACAUUCAUUCUGCUUCUGCUGCAGAUGUCUCUGUUUCUGGCUAUACAUUGGUUUGAGGAAGAAGGUAACGCAAAGAAAAGGGUUGGAAAGCAAAACCAGAGACGAAUUACGGCAUUGUGAAUGUAAGAAACUGUGCAGCUAUAUAUAUAUACUUCGUGGAGGAACGACAGAAGUAUUUGCAGGAAGGAAGGUCCAAAUUUUUCUUUGGCUACCUUCCACCCUCCUUUCUAUUUAAGUUUUUACUAUUAUGGGAUUUUCUCUGCAACUAUAUCAUGUAGUGACAGUAGACGAGAAGUGGGGGAAAAGGGUUUCUCCAUAAGGUUGAAGAUUGGAGGAUGAAAGGAGUGAAGAGACGAUGGGUUUGAGGGAAGAAAGGAGAAGUGCUCAUCCUCUUUCACCUCCUGCUUCACCACAACAGUACUCUUGUCGUUGUUGUUAUAUAGGUCUAUAUCUAUAUAUAGUGGUUUUGAGAGAAAGGGAGGAUGAUUUGUUUGGUAGUGAGUGAGGAGUAUGGGGGAGGAAAAGGCUUCUCUCAACUUCUGAAAUUGCUGUUUGGAUGUCUUUUGUUACUUUACAGCUUUUUUUUUUUUUUUUGUCUUUGUUUCCCUUGUUGUAAGCUCUACAACACACUUUGAGGGUUGUGAAAAUGUAGUUUGUGAUAAUCAACACUAUUGUCUCACGUUGUUCCUUGCCUUGUCUAACAC
Messenger RNA from Linum tenue, 2942 nucleotides. Lineage: Eukaryota; Viridiplantae; Streptophyta; Magnoliopsida; Malpighiales; Linaceae. The record is from the annotation of a GenBank genome assembly.